Eurypyga helias (sunbittern) is the source of this 384-nucleotide messenger RNA. It is a transcript of the gene IQCK, whose product is annotated as IQ motif containing K. The transcript is spliced from 5 exons. The annotation marks the transcript as partial. Gene Ontology annotation, molecular function: protein binding. The record is from RefSeq and is a predicted model, not a curated record. Lineage: Eukaryota; Metazoa; Chordata; Aves; Eurypygiformes; Eurypygidae.
AGGAAAAGGACCGAAUUUAUUGCCUGUGAUUUCCUAACUGAGUGGUUAUACAACAAGAACCCAAAGAGGAAAGAUGAAUCAUUCACAGAAUUCUUUUCCAUUCCUUUUGUUAAUGACUGGCUAAAGGACCAUCCUAGGCCACCAAUUCCUCUGUCUCUCCUUCUAUCAGAAGAAGAAGCAAGCAUAGUAAUUCAGUCCUUCUGGAGAGGUUAUCGGGUCCGCUGUGACAGUGAAAUACAAGAGCUACGUCUUUGGCAAAAGCAGUUGAGAGAGGACAAAAACAUUGUUACAAGAGUGAAAGAAUUCUGGACCAAGCAGGAAGCCAAAGGACGUAAAACUGUAUGGAAUCCUGUCAUCGUGCCACCAAUGACCGUGGCCGUGUGA